AUGCCGGCGGAUCCUUCGCCGGCGCCGACGCUACCGGCGGAGAGCAGCCAAGCGCCAAAGCGCCAUCGGUUUGUUCGGAUUACCGACGACGACGACGAGGAGGAGGCCGCACCGUCGCUGGUCCGAAGGCCUCAUAGCCGUCCGGACACCAUGCCGACCACUGCUGAUCGGGUGGCCAACGACCCUCCUGCGCCUCGCGUCGCGGAGACGGGGGCACAGGUGCCGGCCGGCAGGGCUAGGAGGAGAUUCACUGCGGCCCACCGCCGAUUAGACCUCGCGGCGUCAGAUGUGAACCCCGACCACCCCGCCAGACAGGGGGUGGUCGAGCCUACUUGCGCUACUGAGGACGCGGCGCCGCAGACCGAAGAGCAGCCCGCGGCUGUGGCCGUGCCUAAGAGCACCGAGGAGCUCCCAGCCGCGGCACGGACUACGGCGAGCGGCCCGACAAGGGUCGAGGAGAGGGAAGGAAUAGUGCUGGGACACUUAGUGUCUGAAAGAGGAAUUGAGGUAGACAAAGCUAAAAUUGAAGUAAUUGAACAACUACCUCCACCCGUGAACAUAAAAGGAAUUCGAAGCUUUCUUGGCCAUGCUGGUUUUUAUCGUAGAUUCAUAAAAGAUUUUUCAUUCAUUGCUAGACCACUUACUCUUUUGCUAGCCAAGGAUGCUCCUUUCGAAUUUGAUGAUGCAUGUCUAACAUCUUUCAAUUUAUUAAAGAAAGCACUCAUCUCUGCACCAAUCAUUCAACCCCCUGAUUGGUCGUUGCCUUUUGAAAUUAUGUGUGAUGCUAGUGAUUAUGCUGUGGGGGCAGUAUUGGGACAAACUAAAAAUAAGAAGCAUCAUGCAAUUGCUUAUGCCAGGUAUGUACCACCAGGAGCAAACAAAAAGAAGCUUAUUCAAGAAAGUCGUUCACAUAUAUGGGAUGAGCCAUACCUCUUCCGAGUAUGCUCUGAUGGCUUACUUAGGAGAUGUGUGACCACUAACAGAAGAUGUGGGCCAUGUCAAAGGCACGGAAACAUAAAUACAAGGGAUGCAAUGCCACUCACCAACAACCUUCAGAUUGAGCUCUUUGAUGUCUGGGGAAUAGACUACAUGGGUCCAUUUCCCCCAUCAAAGAAGUGUGAAUACAUCUUGGUGGCAGUUGACUAUGUCUCUAAGUGGGUAGAAGCAUUACCUUGCAAGCAUGCCGACAACGUCAGUUCAAAGAGGAUGUUUGAAGAAAUUAUAUUUCCAAGAUUUGGAGUCCCCAGAGUAGUGAUAAGUGAUGGAGGAGCACACUUCAUCGACAAACGCUUCAAGCAAUAUCUAUCAAAAUAUGGAAUCCGUCACAACGUCGCUACCCCCUAUCAUCCUCAGACAAGUGGCCAAGCAGAGACUUCCAACAAACAAAUCAAGAAUAUUCUUCAGAAGACAGUAAAUGAAAUGGGAACGGCGUGGAAAGACAAGUUCCCCGAUGCACUCUGGGCAUACCGGACAACAUACAAGACCCCAAUUGGAAUGUCUCCAUACCAAUUGGUGUACCGGAAGACUUGCCAUCUACCUGUUGAACUAGAGUUCAAAGCACACUGGGCCAUAAAGAGAUGGAAUAUGGACCUAGAUGUUGCUGGAGAUUAUAGAAGAAUGCAACUAUUAGAAUUGGAAGAAUGGCGAGAGAAAGCAUAUCACAAUUCAAAGAUCUACAAAGAAAGAGUCAAAGGGUGGCAUGACAAGAGAAUCAAGAAGAAGGAGUUCACACUCGGAGAUAAGGUAUUACUUUUUAAUUCCAGGGUAAAGCUUUUCAGGCAUGGAAAACUCCGGAGC
This is a messenger RNA of Sorghum bicolor (sorghum), 1797 nucleotides long. RefSeq lists its product as uncharacterized. Gene Ontology annotation, biological process: DNA integration. The annotation marks the transcript as partial. Gene Ontology annotation, molecular function: nucleic acid binding. The record is from RefSeq and is a predicted model, not a curated record. The transcript is spliced from 5 exons. Lineage: Eukaryota; Viridiplantae; Streptophyta; Magnoliopsida; Poales; Poaceae.